Molecule: messenger RNA, 120 nt
Organism: Sclerotinia sclerotiorum 1980 UF-70
Lineage: Eukaryota; Fungi; Ascomycota; Leotiomycetes; Helotiales; Sclerotiniaceae
Exons: 3
Coding region: 1-120 (39 amino acids)
Source: RefSeq, a predicted model, not a curated record
AUGGCCGUUAGAAAAGGAUGGAUUGCCCUUACUACAUUGUCCUAUAAUGAUUCAACGAAUACGAAGAAUUGGUUUAACAACUUCUUGACAAGAGCUUCUUCCAACAUCGUACAUAGGUGA